Messenger RNA from Notodromas monacha, 2067 nucleotides. The record is from the annotation of a GenBank genome assembly. Lineage: Eukaryota; Metazoa; Arthropoda; Ostracoda; Podocopida; Cyprididae.
AUGCUCACUGGAAGCGAAAGGCCCCUCUGGGAUAAAGUGGAUGGACCAACCGAAGUUCCUCAAGUGAGAUUGCCCAAGUGGGCAGCCGACCACGUGACCGUUGAGCCGUUUGACGUGGAGUCCUUUGAAAAUCGUGCCGUCGAACGGGUGACAAACCGUGAUAAAGUCAUGGGAACGGAUUUGGAUGAGAUCCUCCAGCAUUCGGACGCUGCCGUUUUCGGGAAAGGGAGAUCGUUGGAAGAUGCCAAGAUCUGCGAGCCGUCUGCUGCUGAAAAUUUAGGAAACCAGUCCAAAGACGAGGCUCUCUGCAAGUUUCUUAGUUUGGAUAGGACUGAGUCGAAUUCUGGAAAGAUUUUUGAAAUGUUGGAAACCAUGGAGCUACCGCGUGAUGUUUCUUGGGACGAUCCUUCUGUCACGGGCUCUGAUCUGAGCAUUUCGAUAAAAGGAAGAAGUAGCCGAGAUGCGAAAAACACUUGUGCGGUGGCAAGUAAUCCGGAGUACAGAUCUUUUCUGGUUCAGCGACUGGAAAUGUCGCAUUUUGUGUCAGCUUUAAUGCAGUUCUUCGAAAGUCAGCAAAUUCGAGCCUGUCUUCAGGAGUUCAAGGAAAAUUUGAUGAACGAGGUUCUAUCUUGGAGACAUUUUAUUCACUUGCAUUCUGAAAUGGUGGAUCGGGUACACUACAGAUGCCUGUUGGGUAACGACAAACGUUCAGGUUACCUGCUGAGCUUGUUGCAUCGAGUUUUGGAUUACAUCUGCUCGUUUUGCGAAUUGUAUUCGUCUGGUGUUUGGAAAGAGACUGAGGGGAAACUAUCGCAUUCGGAAUUCAUCCCCGCUCAUCGUGUUUAUUUGCACUUCAACCACAUUAGCCAGCUUUUAUACAGAGAUACUAAAAUGGCGUCCGUGUCGUUCAUUUUGUCUGGGCUAUUAAUCACACUAUCUUACACAAAUGGCGCUUCACUCAGCGACUCUCCACUCUUUUCCGCCGCCCUCGCGACAUCGCCGUAUGGUUACCUCAACCUUCAGCCCGCACCGACGUUGUUCCAAAGACUAGCUUCUGCUAUGUUGCAAAGAUCACCGUACGACGUGGCUGUGAAAGCUGCUCCAGAAGAAGAGGAAGACACGAGCAAUGUGAUUUCGCUGCCCAUCCCCAUAUUCGUGCCGAAGGCCGGUAUGGAUGAUUUCGAGGCAGAGCAGAAUAAGGCAAAGGUGGAGGCUAUCGUGAAAGCCGUUUCCGAAGCCGUGCAAGACUUCAAAACGCGCACUUCUAAUGUCAAUGACACCGUGGAGACUCGCGAUGGGUUGUCUGCACCCAUUCCGUCUUUGUGCUCAUCUCGAAGGAAGGAUUCUCAAUUUGGCAAUCACAACUACCAGUACAGUUGGAUCAACACACCUAAGUUGGAUUGGUUCAAUUCCCGAAAUUUCUGUCGUCGCCAAUGUAUGGAUGCCGUUUCUAUCGAGACCCAAGCAGAGGAGGAGUACGUCAAGUCGAUCUUGAUUGAUGCUUGGCGUCAAGGGCGUAUCGAAUUCAUCUGGACUUCAGGGCGUCUCUGCGAUUUUCCCGGAUGCGAUCGAGCUGAUUUGCAGCCUAUUAGAACGAACGGAUGGUUCUGGUCCGGGUCCGGUGUCGGGAUUCCCGCAAUCGGUCGUGGAUAUACGGACUGGGGUAUGUUAUCUGGGUUCUGUACGCUUACUUUGAUCGAGCUGAUUUGCAGCCUAUUAGAACGAACGGAUGGUUCUGGUCUGGGUCCGGUGUCGGAAUUCCCGCAAUCGGUCGUGGAUAUACGGACUGGGGUAUGUUAUCUGGGUAUCAGUAUUUCUUCAGGGACUCAGCCAGAUAACCGCGAAGGAGGAGAAAGCUGCAUAGCCAUGUUGAAUCCGUCAAUCUACAACGAAUCGAGUGGACAAUUCAAGUGGCAUGAUAUCGCCUGCGGGCACCAGAAACAUGUGAUUUGUGAAGAUUCUGAAAGUCUUCUUGGUUAUGUCAGGCAAAGCAACCCCGGCAUUGUUCUCUGAUUGUUGGAAUGAUCGCAGGCUUUUUGAUAAAAGAUUUAUUUAUUGUUUUCAAGA